AUGGCCGCCGCCGCCGUCAGUCCCGUUGGUCUCAUGGGCUCAAUGCUGCAAAACGCACAGCCUCACCAGGAGGAGCACAGGCAGGACCUGCCCCGCCCCUACAAGUGCCCUCUCUGCGACAAGGCCUUCCACCGUCUCGAGCAUCAGACCAGGCACAUCCGCACUCACACGGGCGAGAAGCCGCACGCCUGCCAAUUCCCCGGCUGCACCAAGCGCUUCUCCCGCUCCGACGAGCUCACCCGCCACUCGAGGAUACACAACAACCCCAACUCCAGGCGGGGCAACAAGCAGCAUGCCGCCGCCGUCGCCGCUGCCCAGGCCGUUGCCAGCGCCGGCAUGCUCGACAGCUCUCAGAUCGCCCACAUGAUGCCGCCUCCCUCGAAACCCAUCUCCCGCUCCGCUCCUGGCUCCAACCUUGGCUCGCCCAACGUCUCGCCUCCCCACUCGUACGCCAGCUACUCGAACCUGCCGGGCUUGGCUGCCUACAACCGCACCAACCCCACCACGUCGAUGGGCAUACUCGCCACUGCCGCCUCUCAAGUCGAGCAGCAGCAACAGCAGCAGCAGCAGCCCCGCUUCCCCCCGACGCAUGGUCACCCCCUUAGCUCGCACCACUUUUUCAACAACCACAACGCCAGCCGUCUUCCGGGCGUCACCGGCCUCGCGGCCUACGCCUAUUCGUCGCAACCCAUGUCGCGGUCGCAUUCUCACGAGGACGAUGACCCCUACGCCCACCGCAUGACCAAAAAGUCAAGGCCCGGCUCCCCCCUGUCGACCGCCCCGCCGUCUCCCACCUUCUCGCAUGACUCCUACUCCCCCACGCCUGACCACACCCCGCUCGCCACCCCCGCGCACUCGCCUAGGCUACGCCCGCACGGCCUCCACGACGUCCAGCUCCCCCACAUCCGCCACCUGUCGCUGCAGCACGUGCCCGCCCUCGCACCCAUGGAGCCCUCUGCCAACGGCGAGACUCCCUACGUUCCCACCCAGACGACGGGCCUGCGGAUAGGCGACAUCAUCUCGAGACAGGACGGCGCGCAAAGAAAACUGCCCGUGCCUCCGGCACCGAAGGUGGCCGUCCAAGACCUGCUGAACUCUGGCAGUGGCUUCUCUUCGGGCACCACGUCAGCCUCUGGCUCCGUCGCUGGUAACGACCUCAGCGAGCGCUAUUAA
This is a messenger RNA of Aplosporella prunicola CBS 121167, 1173 nucleotides long. RefSeq lists its product as uncharacterized. The transcript has a single exon. Lineage: Eukaryota; Fungi; Ascomycota; Dothideomycetes; Botryosphaeriales; Aplosporellaceae. The record is from RefSeq and is a predicted model, not a curated record. The coding region runs from base 1 to 1173 and encodes 390 amino acids. Gene Ontology annotation, molecular function: RNA polymerase II cis-regulatory region sequence-specific DNA binding. Gene Ontology annotation, cellular component: nucleus; cytoplasm.